AAAUUCAAGAUAAAACUAUUCAUUUCCUAUUUUUCAGCCUCAGUUUCUCCCUAAUGAUUAUGUUCUAACUCAUCAGGACAUCUUUUCUAAAUUUGCCCCAGUUAUCCUUCCAUUUUACCCCAUCCUUUACCUUUGUAUAUAAAUCUGUGUACAUAAAGUUAUUUCCUAAUCAUGUUUUUUAUCUUUACCUAUAAGUUAACAGUAGCCUCCACUUACCUGGCAUACUUCUAGGAGCAGUUUCUUAUCUCCUUUUCCUAGAGUUCUCCUGCUCAAAGCAUUGGGAGCUGAUAUAUUCUAACUAACUGGCCUAUGUCUCCAGCUUUUAGAUGUGGAUUAUCAAUGAAGAGAGAGAGAACCACACAGGGGUGAGUGAGUUUGUUUUCCAGGGCUUUUCCAGCUUUCAUGAACACAAGCUUACUCUAUUUGUAGUAUUUCUUACCUUGUACCUUUUAACCCUGGCUGGCAAUGUCCUCAUUGUGACAAUUAUUAGCAUUGAUCAUCAUCUUCAUACCCCCAUGUACUUCUUUCUUAGUAUGCUUUCAACUUCAGAAACUAUGUACACAUUGGACAUUGUACCACAGAUGCUCUCCAGCCUCUCAGGACAAAACCAACCCAUCUCCUUGGCUGGCUGUGCCACCCAGAUGUUCUUUUUUAUCACUUUGGCCAUCAACAACUGCUUUCUACUCACAACAAUGGGGUAUGACCGCUAUGUUGCCAUCUGCAAACCCUUAAGGUACACGAUCAUCAUGAAUAAGAAGAUAUGUGCCCAAAUGGUAUGGGGAUCCUGCAGCAUUGGGCUUCUUGUGGCCAUAAUUCAGAUUUCUUCUGUGUUCAGGCUGCCCUUUUGUGAUAGAGAGGUGGCCCAUUAUUUCUGUGAGAUCCGUGCAGUUAUGAAACUCUCCUGUGCUGACACCAAUCUACAUGACACAAUUAAUUUUAUCAUCAGCUCAGUUGUUAUUGUGGUACCCAUGGGUUUGGUCUUCAUCUCCUAUAUCCUUAUCAUCUCCACCAUCCUCAAGAUUGUCUCAACUGAGGGCCAAAAGAAGGCUUUUGCAACUUGUGCUUCUCACCUCACUGUGGUCAUUGUCCACUAUGGCUGUGCCUCCAUUUCCUACCUCAAACCCAAGUCAGAGAACACUGUAGAUCAGAAUCAGCUGAUCUCAGUGACCUACACCAUUUUUACUCCUCUUCUUAAUCCUGUGGUGUACACUCUGAGAAACAAGGAAGUCAAGGAUGCCCUUCGCCGUGCUAUUGGUAAAAAACCAUUUUGCCUAGGCAUAUAGUCCAUAUUAUUUGGAUAUCUUUGUAAUCUGAAAAAAAUGAAUUUUUUUGCAUGUAUCUGCUCAGUUUUCCUAUCACCGCUUUUUGAAGAAACUGUCUUUACCCCAUAGUAUAUUCUUGCCUCUUUUGUCAUAGAUUAGUUGACCAUGUAAGUGUGGUUUUACUCCUGGGCUUUCUAUUCUGUUUCAUUGAUCUAUGUGUCUGCUUUUAA
Messenger RNA from Phyllostomus discolor (pale spear-nosed bat), 1492 nucleotides. Its product is annotated as olfactory receptor 10J1-like. The transcript has a single exon. Gene Ontology annotation, biological process: G protein-coupled receptor signaling pathway. Lineage: Eukaryota; Metazoa; Chordata; Mammalia; Chiroptera; Phyllostomidae. The record is from RefSeq and is a predicted model, not a curated record. Gene Ontology annotation, molecular function: G protein-coupled receptor activity; olfactory receptor activity. Bases 327 to 1283 code for a protein of 318 amino acids. Gene Ontology annotation, cellular component: membrane.